Messenger RNA from Daphnia carinata, 2637 nucleotides. RefSeq names its product carboxylesterase 4A-like. The transcript has 13 exons. Lineage: Eukaryota; Metazoa; Arthropoda; Branchiopoda; Diplostraca; Daphniidae. Bases 498 to 2228 code for a protein of 576 amino acids. The record is from RefSeq and is a predicted model, not a curated record.
GUUACUGGCCGUAGUAUUCAUAGUUUCAUCUUUCAUUUCCUAGCAUUUGAAACGAUAGUUCACGGGCAAUAAUUAAACUCGGCUAUGUUCAUGUGACUGUUUUCAGAGACCUAAAACGAAAUUAACACGACAGACUGAAAUGGAACAAGUCUCGCCAACUUUUCAGAUGCACAGCAUGUUCUUUGUUAUGGCUCUCGAGCGCUCUAAUUGCAUGGCAGUGAAAGUGCGGACUUUCGUUGUGUUGUCAGCUCGUCACCGAUCCGUGGCUUGUUUGUAGGGAGUUGGAAUGGUUUCUGGUAAUUUUUAAUGAAGACCGACAAGGCAAUCACGCAGUGUCUGCAGUGUGAUCAUUUUGAGGACGGCUACCAGGAAAAAGACGAACUGUUCCAUGUAGCGUGAAGUAUUGCGACAUUCUGUGUUAUAAUACAGAAACUGACAGUUCUUGAACAGUCAGUUGUCGUUAAGACUUGUCAGAGUUCUCGUGAGAAGAAAGACAAAUGGCGUCGACUGAUGUGUGGAUCCAAAUUUUGUCCAUGAUUUGCAUCAUGGUUGCGCCGAAUUGGAGUCUCGAACAAGAGGAGACCGAAGAUUUCUAUGAAGAAACUGUAGUAUUGAAAACGAAAACAGGUUCACUGCGAGGUCGAAAAGAGGUUGUCGAUUUUAAAACAUCCUAUUAUUCGUUCAAAGGCAUUAAAUAUGCUAAGGCACCAAUAGGAGAAAGGCGUUUUCAGCCUCCAGAAGCAGAGGAACCUUGGUCGGGUAUUCGCAAUGCUUUAAAAGAUGGAAAUCUUUGUCCCCAAUUUAACCUACAAAGCAAUGAACCAGUCGGAGAUGAGGAUUGCCUGAUAUUGAACAUUUAUACGCCUUCUAUUCGUGGUUCACGGGCUGUGAUGGUCUUUCUGCACGGCGGGGCCUUUGUGACGGGAGGUGGCGUAUCGUACUUUUUUGGCCCAAAGCUUUUACUGGAACAGGAUAUAGUUCUGGUUACUGUACAAUAUCGCCUCGGCGCUCUAGGUUUCUUGAGUAGUGGUGACAAUCGAGCCCCAGGUAACUGGGCACUAUUGGAUCAAGUGGCGGCUUUACGCUGGAUUAAAGAUCACAUUUCGGCUUUUGGGGGAGAAACCAACUCGGUGACACUGUUUGGACAAGACAGCGGAGCAGUAUCAGCAACAUUGCUUGGUAUGUCACCUGUAGCUGAUGGGCUAUUCUCUAGAAUUAUUGCUCUAUCCGGUAACGCCCUGUGUGGUGAGUACAUCCAACAUAAACCAAGAGAAGCAACUUUGGAACUUGCACGACGGGUAGAAUGCUCUGAGAUGGGAAUGAAAGAAAUGGUUGAUUGCUUACGCAAGGUGCCUGUGGAAGAUAUUAUUCUUAAAUCCACCGAUAUGCAUAUGUUUUAUAGUUUUCCUCGGAGGUUCACGCCUGUGGUGGACGGUGUCGUUAUUCUGGUUGAUCCGGAAGAUAUGCUAACAAAAGGUUCUUUUCAUCGCGUGCCUACUUUAACCGGGCAAACAAAAGACGAAGGAGCCUUCUUUUAUCGACUGACACUGAAUACGUUAAGUAACGGCCGGUACGAUGACAGUUUUGUAGACCAGCUUCCCCGUCUGCUACCAAUGAUGUCGGGAUUCGAUCGCAAACUUCCAUCUUUGUCAAAAGCUAUACGACGUAAAUAUUUUCGCAACGUCGAUCUAGAUGAAGAGGAUCAGUUUAGACCAAAAUAUGUCGAGUUUUUAACUGAUUUGCUCUACACCCGCUGCACGGAUCGUUAUUCGCGUCUACUCGCAAACCAUAGCGUGCCGAUCUAUCGUUAUGUUUUCGAAUACCGCGGCCAAUACAGCGUUGUAAAUCUUCAGGGUGAAAUCGCGGAUUUCGGUGUUGCCCAAGGAGAUGAUCUUCAAUAUAUUUUUAGUGACCUUUGGGGCAAAGAUUUGCUGAUGUCAUCCGACGAUAUCGAAUUCAGCAAGCAUGUUUUCGUCCCUUUGUUGACCAAUUUCGCGAAAACCGGCGUCCCUACGUCGAUAAUUACGGAUCAUAUACCAACUUCAUGGACACCGUUCAAUAAGAACCGUCUGUUUUUACGCAUCGGUACAACUUUGGUUGUUGAUUCAGACUACCGAGCUGAUGCAAGUCGUUUUUGGAACGAGGAGAUUUCUGUUAUAUUACAUCCAACUGAUAAGAAAAAUGAUACCAUUGUCAGCAAUGCAAAUAUUGAAAAAGAUGAACUUUAACUACUCAGUACACUUAUAAGAAAACAACACACAGAAAACUGUUCAAAUGUUGAACAUUUUUAGAAAUUCAUUUUCAUCUAUUCUCUACCUAACGUUACUCACAUGCUUCGAGACUAUUGAAAAAUGAGGAAAUUAAUUGUACAGCAAAACACUUGUAUUCUGGUCAUAACAUUUGCUGCAUCACAUUAGAUCCAUAGGUACCGAAAUACAUUAUUCGAGUGGGACGCUAAGAUCGAAUUGAAAGAUUAAACAUAAAAAACAAUUUGUAUACUGGAAGAAAAUUGUGCAGAUCCAAUCAAGCAAGAGGGAUGAAUUUAAUUCACUUCAGUGCCGUUUGGUGUCAUGGCUGCAGCCGAUCCAUAAGAAAACAGACGAGAAAGCACAAGAGGAUAAAAAUGUCGAGACGCCA